Lactuca sativa (garden lettuce) is the source of this 3336-nucleotide messenger RNA. Lineage: Eukaryota; Viridiplantae; Streptophyta; Magnoliopsida; Asterales; Asteraceae. The record is from RefSeq and is a predicted model, not a curated record.
AUGACCACCAAGUUUGCAAAGCUGGAGAAGUUCGAAGGCGUCGACUUCAGGAGCUGGAAGAAGAAGAUGCACUUCAUGCUGACAACUCUGAAAGCAGCAUACGUGCUGGGUUAUUUCGAGAAAAGAGAUAGACAAGCCGGAAAAAAAAACGCAAGGCAGCAGCAAAUAGCUGUUGGGAUCGAUGGAGCCAGCAGCGCCGCCGUGGGUGGCUGCAGAUGGCAGUGGUUGCGGCGGCGGCCGGCAGAGGUCAUUGGUGGCUGGGAUGAUCAGAAACGACCGCAUAACUCUCCAAUUUCAGUUUUGAAACCAAAUUGUGAAGCUUGCCACAUAUUCUUGUUUGGGGUUGGAAAUGUUAGUGUCAUUUGCUCUGAGCAAGAGCGAGUUGCUCUCCUCAAGUUCAAACAGAGUGUUGAAGAUCCUUUUGGAAUGUUGUCAUCAUGGGUUGGAAAUGAGUGUUGCAUGUGGGAACGAAUCCAGUGUGAUGGUGUCACUGGAAAUGUUCAACGCCUUCAUCUCAAAGGAGAUGACUAUUGCCUCUUAGUCGGUAAAAAGGUGAGCUCUUCUUUGGCAGAGUUGAGGCAUCUCAAAUACCUCGACUUGAGUCAGAAUUAUUUUCAAGGAAGUCGGAUCCCUGAGUUCAUUGGAUCAUUGAAACAGCUGACCUACCUCAAUCUCUCUGAUGCUAAUUUUGAUGGUAUUAUUCCUCCUCACAUUGGAAAUCUUUCUAAUUUAAAGGUUCUUGAUCUCAGUUCAAACUAUUAUGAAAACUUUCUGAAGGCAGAUGAUAUGGCGUGGGCUUUUAGCCUUUCGUCACUCGAGCUUCUCUACUUGAGUGCAGUGGAUCUUAGUGGAGCACAAAACUGGGACAUGAUGCUUCACAUGAUUCCCUCCUUAAAAGAGUUAAGUUUGUCACAUUGUAGACUUUCCAAUGUUAAUCUUGGUCCUUUUCCUAAUUCCAGUAGAAUACUUCCUAAUAUAAAACACCUCGAUCUUGGCUACAAUUCUUUCAAAGGUCCACUCCCUGGCCUUCUUCAAAACAUGACAUCCCUAACAUUCCUCAGUCUUUCUGGAUUUAAUCUUAGUUUGGCAUGGAACUUUCCAAACCUACUAAGCAUGAUCCCUUCUUUGUCAGAGCUUCAUUUGUCAGGUUGUAGGCUGGAUAAGAUGCAUCUAUCUUCUCCACAUCUUAAUUACAGUACACUUUCUAACAUCCAGCACCUCGAUCUUAGCAAUAAUCCACUUGGAGGUAUAUUUCCAUCUGUAUUGACAAACAUGAGCUCCCUAGAAGUCCUUGACCUUUCAGAUACCAUGUUGAAUUCAUCGCUUCCUAUUAUGCCUAAACUUCUAGAGCUUCAUCUUUCUUCUAACAAGUUUAAAGAGAUUGAGGAUGUUGGAAUCUGGAGACAGUGCCACCUGAAACAAUUGCGUGUGACAAAUAAUUUGUUCCGUAUGGAAAUGACUGACCCACCAAAAAACGCAUCAGAAUGCUCCCAAUAUUUUUUGGAGUUGCUGGAAUUAAGUCAGAGUUUAAAUGGUAGAAUUCCAGAAACACUUGGAAGACUGGUGAAUUUAAGACACCUUGAUCUAUCGUACAACAAAGUGACUGGUUCAAUCCCUGAAUCUGUAAGAGGAUUAAGAUUUUUACAAGUACUUGAUCUAUCUGAAAACCAGUUGACUGGUCCCAUUCUAGAAUUCCUUGGGAAUCUUACCCAACUUGCCCUUUCUUCUAACCAAUUGAAUGGUUCAAUUCCAGAAUCCCUUGGAAAAUUAGUAGCUUUAACAAAAUUGUAUCUACGUUCUAAUUUAUUAGACGGGACUAUUCCAGUUUCGAUUGGGCAACUUGCCAAACUCAGUCAUCUCUUUAUCUCUAACAAUUCUUUAGAAGGAGCGGUUACCGAAGCCCAUUUUGCUAAUCUUUCAGUGUUGAAGGAAUUGGAUGCUUCUUCUAAUACUAAGCUGACAUUCAAUGUUUCACGUGGGUGGAUACCUCCAUUCCAGUUGAUAUAUCUUUCUCUCAGCUCUUGCAAUAUCGGGAAUGGAUUUCCGCAGUGGCUUCAACAUCAGAGGAAACUUAAGAGGUUAGAGUUGUCCAAUGCUACACUUUCGGGGCCGCUGCCCACAUGGCUGCGGAAGAUGCCCAUCAUUAAUUUCUUAGAUCUCUCUCAUAACAAACUCAGUGGAUCUUUGAAAAACCUUCCUAAUGCAGGAAAUGGUGAUGUAUAUGGGCCUUUUCCUGCAUUACUUCUGGAAUAUAACCUUUUCAAUGGGUCGAUUCCAAGGUCAUUAUGCAGAAGAACAGAUUUGGAAGGGCUUGAUCUUUCAAGAAACAUGUUAAGUGGGAAAAUUCCCAACUGUAUGGGGAAUCUGCAGGGUUUGGCUAUCAUGAGUAUAAGCUCAAAUCAGCUCUCUGGUGCCAUUCCUAGCUCAAUUGCUCUUAUUUCAUCAUUAUUUUGGUUAAAUUUGAACAAAAAUAACUUUACUGGUGAAGUUCCUCCAGAAUUAGGGAAUCUACAAGGUUUGCGAGUCUUUGAUUUGGGUGACAAUAAAUUAUAUGGAAAUAUACCCAAUUGGAUAGGGAAAAAACUUACAUCUUUGGUAGUUCUGAGUUUAGACAAAAACAACUUCACUGGUAGAAUUCCUCCAUCUCUUUGCAAAAGUUCAAAUCUUCAAAUUUUGGAUCUUGCAUACAACAACUUAACCGGAACCAUCCCUCCGUGUGUAGGAAACUUAAAUGGCAUGGUUGUGAGUCACUCGAUAUAUGAGCAUUAUCCAGAUUUCGAUUCUGAUAAGAAUGUGAUUCAGGUCAUGAAAGGUGUUGAUCUUGAAUAUACAACAACUUGGAGUAUGGUUUAUAACAUGGACCUUUCAAGCAAUAAACUUGUGGGAGAAAUACCUGUUGAGCUCACUGCACUUUCCAUGUUGGUGGGUCUGAAUCUGUCUAAUAAUCAUCUGAGAGGGGGUAUUCCAGAGAGCAUUGGAAAGAUGAUGAAGUUGGAAACUCUUGAUUUCUCAAAAAACGAGUUGAGCGGGAGGAUCCCUUCAAGCAUGGCGGCUUUGACUUUUUUGAGCCAUUUGAAUUUGUCACACAACAACUUGUCGGAUUCAACAACAACAAGCAAGAAGAAACACAAAGCAGCUGAUGAGAAGAUGGAGGUAUGGUUGUUUUAUGUGGAUAUAAUGAGUGGUUUUGGAACAGGGUUUUGGGGUGUUAUUGGAGUUCUGAUGUUCAAGAAGCAGUGGAGACACAAACUUUUCAUGUUUGCUGAGGAAACCAUGGAUAAGAUAUACGUUGCAGUUGUGGUAAGAGUUGCCAAGUUCAAGAGAGGAAGAGAAUAG